AAGUCUUGAUCUUUAUCAUUCAUUCGUGCCUCCAAAAUCGAGAGGAGGAAGGAUCUGUCUUCUCCCAAUAACACUAAGCACGAAAUCGACUAUUCACCCCCAAAAACCCUAAUCUUUCUUCAAUUCAAAUCCGAUCCAUCGAUGUCUGUUGAAGAAGCAACCAACGAGACUCAUCCUCCCACUCCCCCUCCACCUUCUUCCGCCGCCAGCAAAGCGGCGCCUUUGGGCUCCUCCGUGAUUCCGAUCGUCAACAAGCUCCAAGACAUCUUCGCCCAGCUCGGGAGCCAGUCCUCGAUCGAGCUCCCCCAGGUCGCCGUCGUCGGGAGCCAGAGCAGCGGCAAGUCCAGCGUCCUCGAAGCCCUCGUCGGCAGAGACUUCCUCCCCCGCGGCAACGACAUCUGCACUCGCCGCCCCCUCGUCCUCCAGCUCCUCCAGACCAAAAGCAAAGCCAGCGGCGGAUCCGAUGACGAGUGGGGAGAGUUCCUUCACCUCCCUAACAACCGUAUCUACGACUUCUCCGAGAUUCGUCGCGAAAUUGAGGCUGAGACGAAUAGAUUGGUGGGAGAGAACAAAGGUGUGUCGGAUAAGCAGAUUCGUUUGAAGAUUUUUUCGCCUAAUGUGUUGGAUAUCACGCUUGUGGAUCUCCCUGGUAUCACUAAGGUGCCUGUGGGUGACCAGCCGACUGAUAUUGAAGCGCGUAUUAGAACCAUGAUCUUGUCUUACAUCAAGCAGCCUAGCUGCUUGAUACUGGCUGUUACUCCCGCUAAUUCGGAUUUGGCGAACUCUGAUGCGCUUCAGAUCGCAGGAAACGCUGAUCCUGAUGGUCACAGAACAAUAGGUGUUAUCACAAAGUUGGAUAUCAUGGACAGAGGUACUGAUGCUCGUAAUUUACUUCUUGGAAAAGUUGUUCCAUUACGACUUGGAUAUGUGGGAGUGGUGAACCGUUGCCAGGAGGAUAUUUUGCAAAACCGUUCUGUCAAGGAAGCACUUAGCGCAGAAGAGAAAUUCUUCCGGAGUCGUCCAGCUUAUCAUGGUCUUGCUGAUCGUUUGGGUAUCCCUCAGCUAGCGAAGAAGUUAAAUCAGAUCCUUGUUCAACAUAUCAAGGUUCUGCUUCCUGAUUUGAAGUCGCGUAUAAGUAAUGCUUUGGUUGCCACAGCUAAGGAACAUCAGAGUUAUGGUGAAAUUACAGAAUCCACGGCUGGGCAAGGAGCUAUUCUCCUCAACUUUCUUUCCAAAUACUGUGAAGCAUACUCUUCAUUGCUGGAAGGGAAAAGUGAAGAAAUGUCUACCUCCGAGCUCUCUGGAGGAGCAAGAAUUCACUAUAUUUUCCAGUCAAUCUUUGUUAAGAGUUUGGAGGAGGUUGAUCCGUGUGAAGACUUUACAGAUGAUGAUAUUCGGACUGCAAUCCAGAAUGCAACUGGUCCAAGAUCCGCAUUGUUUGUUCCAGACGUUCCAUUUGAAUUUCUUGUUAGGAGGCAGAUAUCUCGUUUGUUAGAUCCUAGCCUUCAGUGCGCUAGGUUCAUUUUUGAUGAGCUCGUAAAGAUUAGCCAUAAAUGUAUGAUGAAUGAGUUGCAGCGCUUCCCUGUCCUGAGAAAGCGCAUGGAUGAGGUUAUCGGGGAUUUCCUGCGAGAAGGUCUUGAACCCUCAGAAGCAAUGAUCGGUGAUAUCAUUGAUAUGGAGAUGGAUUACAUAAACACUUCUCAUCCAAAUUUUAUUGGCGGAACCAAAGCCGUGGAGGCUGCGAUGGAAAACGUAAAGUCUUCUAGGGUUCCCCAUCCUGUGGCACGACCAAAGGAUCCGGUGGAGCCUGAGAGAACUUCUUCUUCUUCUUCCGCAAGUCAGGUGAAAUCUCGAUCUUUUCUCGGCAGACAAGCUAAUGGAAUCGUCCCUGAUCAGGGAGUUGUAUCUGCAGAUGCUGAAAAAGCUGCACCAGCUGCAAACGCGAAUGAUUCAAGGUGGGGAAUCCCUUCAAUUUUCCGAGGGGGUGAGAAUCGGGCAGUGACCAAAGAGAACUUCUUAAACAAACCAUUCAAUGAAGCUGUUGAGGAUAUGUCUCAGAACUUAUCGAUGAUCUAUCUAAAGGAGCCCCCAGCUGUCUUGAGGCCAUCCGAAACCCAUUCAGAACAGGAAGAUAUCGAGAUUCAGAUAACAAAGCUGUUGCUUAAAUCAUACUAUGACAUUGUGAGGAAGAAUAUUGAGGACUCAGUACCAAAAGCAAUCAUGCAUUUCCUGGUAAACCACACAAAACGUGAGCUGCACAAUGUCUUCAUCAAGAAGCUUUACAGGGAGAACUUGUUUGAAGAAAUGCUGCAAGAGCCGGAUGAGAUAGCAGUUAAGAGGAAACGCACUCGAGAAACUCUCCACAUUCUUCAGCAAGCUUACAGGACACUAGACGAGUUGCCUAUGGAAGCAGAAUCAGUGUGCAGUGGUGGUACCGAUACAACAGGCGUGUCAAAACAUCUGGACUUACCAGCAUCUUCUUCGAUGUAUUCCACGAGCAGUUCAUCAUACUCGGCAUCUCCAUCUACGGGAAGAAGAUCCAGAAGAGCAGGAAAUCAACACCAAAACGGAUAUGGAUUCUGACACGAUCCAAAGAAUCACUUGUUUUAAGUUGAUGGACGCAUUUCAUUCAUUUAAUGGCUCUAUCAGGUUUUGUUUGGUAUUACUUAAUUAUGUGUUGGCAAAAAUGAAGAAUCUAUAUAGGAAAGUUAAGACACCGGUUUUGGAGUCUGCAUUGGGUUUGUCUGUUAAGAGAGUGAAGAAGAUUGAUAUAGUUCCCUGCAACAAUAAUGGGAAGCAAAAACCCUCGCACUCUUUUGUCUUCUUUUACACAUUAAUAAGUGACGCAUUAUUUCACUCUUCUAUAUAAUUUUUGUGGAACGAGACUUGAAACAUUUUCCUUUCUAUAAUUUUAUGUGA
This is a messenger RNA of Brassica oleracea var. oleracea, 2919 nucleotides long. Its product is annotated as dynamin-related protein 3A. Gene Ontology annotation, biological process: peroxisome fission; mitochondrial fission. The transcript is spliced from 20 exons. Bases 142 to 2583 code for a protein of 813 amino acids. NCBI's taxonomy places the organism in Eukaryota, Viridiplantae, Streptophyta, Magnoliopsida, Brassicales, Brassicaceae. Gene Ontology annotation, cellular component: cytoplasm; peroxisome; microtubule. The record is from RefSeq and is a predicted model, not a curated record. Gene Ontology annotation, molecular function: GTP binding; GTPase activity; microtubule binding.